This is a messenger RNA of Aureobasidium pullulans EXF-150, 405 nucleotides long. RefSeq lists its product as uncharacterized. NCBI's taxonomy places the organism in Eukaryota, Fungi, Ascomycota, Dothideomycetes, Dothideales, Saccotheciaceae. The transcript has 2 exons. The record is from RefSeq and is a predicted model, not a curated record. The annotation marks the transcript as partial.
AAUUCCAAUCGAGAGCCGUCCAUAUUUGAUGGCUUGAGGAGAUGGUGGAAGCAUUAUAUUCAGUUGCAUGUUCCUCAUGCGGAAUGCAGAGAUCACCUUGCCAAUGAACGAACCUUUCUUGCCUACCAACGGACAUCGCUCGCCCUUUCGAUGCUAGGAAUAGUCACCGCUCAGCUCUUUAGUCUACAACAUUCGCAGCACCCGGAUCCGGUAUUUGGCUAUCACGCCCUCGGAAGACCAUUAGCGGCUCUAUUUCAGAGCGCCGCGAUUGUCGUGAUCCUUAUUGGCGGCCAUAGGUUCUGGCGUCAGCAAAUGAACAUGGCUCGGGGGAGAGUAUGGGCAGGCGGGUGGGAGAUCUGGUCAAUCAUGGCAUUCAUGUUGCUUGUCAGUCAUUUCCUAGUCCUC